AUGGCGUCGAGUUCGGACGAGGGCGAGAUCGUCGAGAACGACGCUGUGGAUUUGAAGGCAACUUCACUGCCGAAGAAGUUUGAAGGAAACGGUGUUGACCGUCAAGACAGAACCCGAGACAGAUACUCGGCCUCCAAAUCUCCCGAAUACGACUCCCACCGCAACUCCCACAACCACACGUCAUCGAGACGUAGCCGGUCGCCCCGCGGAUUCAAGCGCUCUCGCGAUGAGCGGGACUACGCCGGCGGUGGCGGAGGAGGACGACAAGAUACGCGCCGCUUCCGCGUUCAUUACGAGGACGGACCGCGCGAUGAUUAUCGGCGCGCGCGUGUUUCCUACGAGGAUCUAGACCGCCCGGUAUCGCGCGGCUCGAACCACAGCUACGACGGUCGCGACAGAGAACGGAGCCGCGACAGAGACAGGGACAGAUUCCGCGAGCGAGAGAGGGACCGCGACAGGGACAGAUACCCGGACAAGAGAGCGCGCAACCGUACACGCUCACCCUACCGCCCUCCACGCGGCGACCGGGGUCGCGACGAUCGCCAUGCCAGAGACGGCGGACGCGACCGGCUUUCCGACUCGUUCCGCGGCCUGAAGUACGACGACCACAGAGAUCGAGAUGCCCGAAACGGAGACUCGACGGAUGGGGCCGCUGUAGGGAAGGACUCACGUGCUUCCAGAGGAGAUGCUAAACCUGUGAAAGAAUAUACAGACCAAAGGAAUGGCAAUGCAGGGCCCUCUCAGAAUCAGAACGCUCCUCCGCCCGAACCAGAGCAGGACUUCGAGGAACCCAUGGUUGUGGACGAGGAAGCCGAGAUUGAACGUCGACGUCGACGUCGUGAUGAGUUACUUGCUAAGUCCAGCUCCGCUACUCCACUGCUCGUACACGCGCUGCAUGCGGUCGACAAGUCGGUGGUCGCAUCACCAGCGCGCCAAGCCACACCUGGCACGCCUGGCCGUGAUGUCGAUACGCCAGUUUCAGACGUAGCAUCACCAGCACAAGAUGGAAGCUCUCCGGGUGCGAUUGACAUCAUGAGCGAGAAGGACCUGAUGAACACGCACGGCGGUGGCAAGACCACGGAAGAAGAUGGCCCAUCCGCAGCAGACUACGACCCGACGGUUGACAUGAAGGAGGACGAGAUGCGCGACGAAAUGCGACACGGCAUUGUGGGUAUGCAUGGCGAGGCUCUCGGACAGCAACCAGAAGCACAGCAGGAAGAGCCGCCCCAGGAAGCCCCCGCGAAGAAAGCGUCCGGCGAUGAAGACGACGAUGACUUCGACAUGUUCGCUGAAGACUUCGACGACGACAAGUACGCCGCGCCCAACCCCGCCAAGGUCGCCGUGGUAGACGAAACCAAGGCGUCACCCGCCGUCGGCCAACCGAACGGUGCCAUUCUCGAAGGUGACGACAAGGACGGAUACUACAAGCUUCGCAUCGGCGAGAUCAUGAACGGCCGCUACCAGGUGCAGUCGGCUCUCGGUAAGGGUAUGUUCUCUGGUGUCGCUCGGGCGGUGGACAUCACGAACAAGAAACUGGUUGCCAUCAAGAUUAUGCGAAACAACGACGCGCUGAGGAAGGGAGGCUUUACCGAGAUCGCCAUCCUGCAGAAGCUCAACGAUGCCGACCCGGAGAAUCGCAAGCACAUCGUCAAGUUCGAGCGCCACUUCGACCACAAGGGCCAUCUGUGCAUGGCAUUCGAAAACCUGAGUCUGAACCUGCGAGAAGUCUUGAAGAAAUUCGGCAACAACGUCGGCAUCAACUUGAGCGCGACGCGAGCCUACGCCCACCAAAUCUUCAUCGGCCUUGCUCACAUGCGGAAAUGCAGCAUUAUCCACGCAGAUCUCAAGCCUGACAACAUUCUGGUGAACGAAAGUCGCAACGUCCUGAAGAUCUGCGAUCUGGGAACCGGUAUCGACAAGUCCGAUGCUGCCACCGCGCACAACGAGAUCACCCCGUACCUCGUCAGUCGCUUCUACAGAGCGCCGGAGGUCAUGCUGGGCAUGCCCUACGACUACGCCAUCGACAUGUGGUCCAUCGGCUGCACUCUGUAUGAGCUGUAUACUGGCAAAAUCCUCUUCGCCGGCGACAGCAACAACCAGAUGCUCAAGGCCAUCAUGGAGAUCCGCGGCAAGAUCACCCCGAAGUUGUACAAGCGAGGCCAGCUGGCGCCUAUGCACUUCGACGAGCAGGGCAACUUUGUGAGCAUGGAGAGGGACAAGAUUCUUGGAAAGACUACCGCCAGGGUCCUGCCCGUCGUCAAACCGACGCGUGACCUGCGAACCCGUCUCUUCGCCGCCUCGACGGGCAUGAACGACGCCGAGACAAGGGAUCUCAACCACUUUGUCGACCUGCUCGAGCACUGCCUGACGCUGAACCCCGAGAAGCGGAUCAAGCCCGCCGACGCGCUGAAGCAUCCCUUCUUCACGGCGAGGAUCGCUGCUGCGAAGCGCUGA
Molecule: messenger RNA, 2454 nt
Organism: Colletotrichum karsti
Lineage: Eukaryota; Fungi; Ascomycota; Sordariomycetes; Glomerellales; Glomerellaceae
Exons: 4
Coding region: 1-2454 (817 amino acids)
Biological process (GO): mRNA cis splicing, via spliceosome; peptidyl-serine phosphorylation; peptidyl-threonine phosphorylation
Molecular function (GO): protein serine/threonine kinase activity; ATP binding
Source: RefSeq, a predicted model, not a curated record